AUGGAAAACGCCGCGGUCGGCUCUAGCUCAGCCCAAGUGGAAGGUACACCGAUACCGAUUGUCUCAGGGAGGGCUUCCAAAAUCCCUCCCAUCUACGAACGUCCAACAACCAGCAACAUUUCAGUUGAGGAAGGAGGUGUUAUUAACGUAUCAAAAUCAUGCAACCGUCAGCAGCUUCCGUCAUCUGUUACUCGUGGCGUGAGAUCGCGGCCACUGGGAGAUGCCACCUCGAUGAAGGUGGAUACAGUUCCUCUGCUAAGCCCGACGAUGGAGUCCGAGCUUUUGAAGGAGCCCUGGGUAUUCCCGCGCACAAAGGCAAAUCUUACGAAAGAAGAGGACCCCGUGGCACUUUCCGCCUGGGAAGAGGACUUUCAGGAUCUGAGCAGUUGGUGCAUGGAUACGUUCCAGGGUCAAUGCGAUUUUCAUAUAGGUGAAUCGGCUACGUUUAAACUAUCAGAUACGAAAUACGAGGGUAACGGCGUUUCGAUUGCAAAAGAGGAAGAGUUGUUAAAGGAUUUGACGAAAACGACUGAUGAGAAGUUGGAUUUGAAGAUGGAUACCGUUAAGACGACUAAAGAAUCAAAUGACAACCGUCAUUUGCUGCUAUCUCCAUCGGAACUUGUUAACGAAUGCGGAUUAGGAUAUAAUAAUGAGGAGAAGAAUACAUUCAGCUCAGACAUUAAGCAGUGGUUAAUGUCACCAAAAUCUAUAGCUUCUAAGAGCACUUCGCCGAGUAAACAGUAUGAUGCAGAUGUUAGCGCGCCACUCCAAUCCAAGAGUCAUGAUUUGGGUUACGCUUGCCCGACGUCACUUAACACCGUCGCAAAUCAGCGCGAAACAUGGGAUGAAUUACGCACGAUCGAGACUACUGGAUCGGGUACUUUCGACUUAUUGUCGUACCUUUGGGAGGAUGAAAUACGUUCGCUGGAAAAUAAUAUAUCUACCGAUUCUUCGGCGAUAUUGAAAGUCAGACCGCACGCAACAACGUCGUCGUCAGUACGAUCAUUUACCCCCACAAAGGUAAAAACGGAGGAGAUCGACGAACCAGCACCGGCGUCACCGCCACCUUCGCCACGUCGAAGGAUGGAGACUCGCGCAACAUCGACGAUAACCUCGUCCACGGCCAAGUCUUCCGUAACAUCGUCUCGAAGAUCGGAGAGAAAGAGGGUAGCGACCACUAAAAGCAAAGAGAGAAAGAGAGUCGCUGUCACCAGUACAACAAAGACGAAGGAUAAGAACGGGAUGAAAAGAUAUUACGAAGAUAGCGAUUCCGACGAGGAUGUCGCCCUCGUUCAAUAUAGGGAGUGCCGUGAGAAAAACAAUGAGGCUUCGCGAAGAUCACGGAUGAACAAGAAAGCUAAGGAAUCGGAAAUGACCAGGAGAGCGACCGAUCUGGAAAGGGACAACAAAAUAUUGAAGAUGAAGGUCGAGGAGCUGGAGAAGCUGGUCACGUCGAUGCGUAACGCGUUAUUACAAUCUGCUUUAAAGAAAGAAUUUUAAGUACGCGUUAUUUAAUAUCUAGACGUUCUCACGACCUGUUGCGCAUAAUCUAAUUAAUCACGUUUGUUACGUCUUUCCAUUAUGUCAUGCAUGCGCCAUUAUUAUGCGAUGUUUUUUACCACACACGAAAGAGCUGUAUGAAUUUUAACGUUGAACUUAUUUGCCUUAAUUGUCUUAAUGUGAGGUUGUAAAAGUGUUCUUGAAAGCUUAUUAUUAUCGUUAUUUUGAUGUUAUUUUAUUGAGAGACGUUUCUUUUUAUUUAUCCCGCUUCAGUAUAUAUUCUAUAUACCGUUACACAAUUUAAUUGUCCCGACUAAACUAAUCGCGAACUAGCGAUAGACUAAUUGUACGCUGCUGCAAAGCGUUGAAAAUAUUUUUUUUAAAUGUUAUCACAAUGCGACAUUUAGCUUACUGUAUGUCGGUACGCUGAAAUAUAUUAAAUAAAUAUUUAUUUUGUUAUAACAAAUGAGAGAAAGAGAGAGAUAGAAACACCGGAGUUAGAAUUAUGUAUUUUACGUAAUAAACGCACGCACACGCGCGCGCGCGCGCGCACACACACACACACACACACACACACACGUAUACUGUACUUGUAAGUUACUUUGUGUAUAAGCACUACACGAACGAAGAGCAGGCAUAUGAGUUUAAAUGAUAAUACUAUUAUCCAAAAGAUUUUAAUCCGAACAAAAUCACAUGAUCAUAUUUUGUUCAGCCUUAUAUUGUACCUGAAAAAGAAGAGAAGAAGAGCAUAUAGAAUCCUAUUGCAGAGAGAAGCAUGUAUAAUUGGUGAUACACACGGUUUUCUACUACUUGGUGUGGACUCAACGAUGCUGAGUAAACGAUACAUUGUAACAAGUAAAAUCCAAUAAAAUUCUUUAUUUUGAAAAAUCAACCCUAGAUUCGCACGUCAUUCCGCGUGCGCACUGCAAAUAGCGACGAGUAAAAAUAACAAUGGCGUCCUUUAUGACUCAUUAUUUUUCUGUUUUCUUUUGCACGCUAUGUCUAUUGACGAAGCCAGCCCUAUGUCAAUUUACGUUAAGAGCUACGGCACGCGAGAUAUUUCCGUAGAUUAUUCGCUGAGGACAAUUAAUAAAAUAUAUAUAUACAAUAUGAUCGCCGAGAUAUAUGCAUAUAUGGCGAUAUGUGGAUAAAAUGCCGCGACGCGACGAGGUGUCGCGAGAUAAUUAUAAAAUCGAUAGCCAUGUAUGUGAAACGGUAGCAAAUAAAUUACCGCUCUGACAGAAAUUUAAUACUGAUAGUGAUUAAUUACUUAUUUUGAAUAUUAAAAGGACCGUUAUUCACUGGUUUUACACACAUAAAAAUG
Messenger RNA from Trachymyrmex cornetzi, 2824 nucleotides. RefSeq lists its product as uncharacterized. The coding region runs from base 1 to 1500 and encodes 499 amino acids. Gene Ontology annotation, molecular function: DNA-binding transcription factor activity. The transcript is spliced from 6 exons. The record is from RefSeq and is a predicted model, not a curated record. Gene Ontology annotation, biological process: regulation of DNA-templated transcription. NCBI's taxonomy places the organism in Eukaryota, Metazoa, Arthropoda, Insecta, Hymenoptera, Formicidae.